This is a messenger RNA of Colletotrichum karsti, 801 nucleotides long. RefSeq lists its product as uncharacterized. NCBI's taxonomy places the organism in Eukaryota, Fungi, Ascomycota, Sordariomycetes, Glomerellales, Glomerellaceae. The coding region runs from base 1 to 801 and encodes 266 amino acids. The transcript has a single exon. The record is from RefSeq and is a predicted model, not a curated record.
AUGGAUGGUUCCAAAGGGAAGGCCGUGGCGACCAGCGCCCCUCCUCCGUAUUCUCAGAGCAACAAUGACGUUCCGCGAUACCAAGCGUCGAGCACUCCCCUCACAAUCGAUGCCAAGACGCUGGGCAUGACAGCCAAGUUUCCGCCCUUAUUCAAAUGUCACUAUUCGAGGGAGGAAGAAUUCUAUUACCUCGGACCGGUGUCCAGGGAAGAAAGAUACUUCGCCUUCUCCGCCAGCGCCAAGAUGUACGCCAGCAUGCAACCCCUCCACCUCCACAACGGCCCGACGGAGAGAGAUCCGAUCAUAGCCAGGGUGACGCAGAAGAACGUGCGAUCCAACGAUUUCGCAGCGAUUGUCACCCUUCACGACCUGGCGAACCCCCUAGCCGCCGGCGAAGACAUCUCGUUCGACAGGCCGGAAGGCUCGAGGGCGAACGUGCUCCGCUUCCGGAUGAGAGUCGGCCCAAAGAACCUGGAAGAGGAGUUUCAGUGGCGGAGAUCGUCGGGGAAUGAAGUCAAGGAGAUUGCGCGGCACUCGAUCGGGUUGAAGCUGGUGAGGGUGACCGGGCCGAGGAUCGGGGCCGGUGGCAGCAGGAGGUCGCGUGCCCCCGGCUUCGCGAGCGACGGAUUGGAGGUCGUAGCCGUCAUGGCGCCGAGGACGAACUUGGGGAUCGCGAAUGAUUUGCAGUUUUCGUUUUUGGGGACGGGGUUGGACGGGGCCCUGGGAGCGAGGUGGGAGACUGUGGCUGUUAUUACUGGGUUCUGGCUGUUCGGGAUUUCGCGUCGACGAGACAAGGACUGA